Messenger RNA from Lactuca virosa, 796 nucleotides. Lineage: Eukaryota; Viridiplantae; Streptophyta; Magnoliopsida; Asterales; Asteraceae. The record is from the annotation of a GenBank genome assembly.
AAGUGUACACAUAAGCUGCGUACACAUCAUCAAAAAACGAGUUCAAUAGCGACGCAAAACUACCGUGAAGGUACAAAUACUCACAGCUCCCCGAUACCAGAAGACGAUUAAGCCGAAAAUGGAGGUCGAAUCCAGCAGUAUCAAAGUAAACGGCAUGCAAUUCGGAUACAGCGGCGAUAAUCCUAUCUUUGUAGAUUUCAACCUAAAGAUUUCCCCUCGAUCUCGUUGUCUUCUUGUCGGUGCCAACGGAUCUGGGAAAACCACUUUGCUGAAGAUUUUGGCUGGAAAACAUAUGGUUGGUGGGAGGAAUGUUGUGCGGGUGCUAGAUUUUUCAUCUUUUCACGACACACACUUGGUUUGUAGUGGUGAUUUGUCUUACUUGGGUGGAUCUUGGACUAAAACAAUUGGUUCAGCUGGAGAUGUGCCGCUACAGGGAGACUUUUCUGCCGAACACAUGAUAUUUGGAGUUGAAGGAAUUGACCCAAUUAGAAGAGAAAAAUUGAUUGACCUUUUGGACAUCGAUCUACAAUGGCGGAUGCAUAAAGUUUCGGAUGGACAACGACGUCGAGUUCAAAUCUGCCUGGGCCUCCUUCAUCCUUUUCAGGUUCUUUUGCUAGAUGAAGUAACGGUUGACCUUGAUGUUGUUGCAAGGAUGGAUCUGCUAGAGUUUUUUAAGGAGGAAUGUGAACAGAGAGGAUGUACGAUUGUAUAUGCAACACACAUAUUUGAUGGCCUAGAAUCAUGGGCGACAGAUCUGGCUUACAUACAAGAUGGAGAUUUAAAAAGGGUCAUUUGA